This is a messenger RNA of Helobdella robusta, 1431 nucleotides long. RefSeq lists its product as hypothetical. Gene Ontology annotation, cellular component: endoplasmic reticulum; membrane. Lineage: Eukaryota; Metazoa; Annelida; Clitellata; Rhynchobdellida; Glossiphoniidae. The coding region runs from base 1 to 1431 and encodes 476 amino acids. The record is from RefSeq and is a predicted model, not a curated record. Gene Ontology annotation, biological process: N-glycan processing; carbohydrate metabolic process. Gene Ontology annotation, molecular function: calcium ion binding; mannosyl-oligosaccharide 1,2-alpha-mannosidase activity. The transcript is spliced from 10 exons.
AUGUACAAAUUGAAGAUGUUGUUUUUCCUGGGGACAAUUUUUUUCACCCUGGUUCUUUUUUCCUAUUUUUCCUUUUUUUAUUCCUCUAAGGAAUUAACUGUUAGCUAUCGACAUUUCCAUCACAAAAAACUCGUCGUUUUCUCUGACAAAGUCAAAACAAAGUCAAAUUUUUUGGGACAUGAGUUGACAAAACUUUCACUAAACAACUUGAACUCCAUGUUGAGACAUGCAUGGAACAAUUAUCACAAAUAUGGCUGGGGGUCUGAUGAGUUGAAACCUCAGUCGGCCACCGGACACAAUUGGAUGAAGUUAGGGUUGACCAUUAUCGACUCUCUUGAUACUUUGUACAUUAUGAACUUUUCAAAAGAAUAUGAAUUAGGCAAAGAGUGGGUGAUUGAAAAUUUGCAUUUCAAUAAAUCAAGAAUGGUCGAUUCGUUUGUUCUCAUAACUCGAAUACUCGGAGGCCUUCUUAGCAUAUAUCACUUAACAGAUGAUAUUAUUUAUCUGCAAAAAAUUAAAGAACUUUCUCCAAGGCUCAAGCCAUGUUUCAUUCGACGUAACACAAAACUACCAUGCCAAAAUGUCAACUUGAAAACAGGAAAAGCGUCAACAGACUACAUGUCGUCAAUAAUCUCUGAUGCAGUUAGGAGUGAGGAUGAUUUGGUGCACGACCUCAUCGACCACCAUUCCAUGUCGGCCGAUCCCGACAGUCCCGUUCAGAUUGGCAGGAACAGCGUGGGAUACUAUGAGGGAUUGCUGAAGUUGUGGCUGCAAAGUGGUCAGAAAAAUAAGGGGUUAGAGGUAAUCUUCCCCAGAACAAUAUCGGGCAUAGAGAGUCAUUUGCUCAGGACUUACAAUGACACUGAUGGUUAUCUCCUUUACUUCAAUUCAACACUCAGUAAACCUAAACCUUACAUGGAGGAGGAAUCGUGUAAACUACCAGGCUUAUUGGCACUUGCCUCCAUAGUCAAAUUGGGAGAGCCGAAACUAAAGAUGGCGCACAUACUUGCCGGGACCUGCAUUCGAAUGCACGACAAAACCGAACUCAAGCUCUGUCCACUUUCUGUUCAGUUUGCUGGCAGGAGGGGGAAGACCACAACUAUGUCUCUGAAGGAUAAAAAGAGUACUCUAGCUUCAAGUACAUUGGAAAGUUUGAUGUACCUGGCAAGGACUGACGUUCUCAACCAGUAUAAGUACUACGACGUUGCAGUUCAUAUCUGCAAGCAUCUCUUCCAGAGCACCUGGUUGAAUCAUGGUUUCGCAAGUAGGCUGGAUGUCAACAGAGUCAAAUCAAAGUACCACGAUGUUAUGGAUAGCCAUUUAUUUUCCCAGACCUUUAAAUACGCCUACAUGAUCCUGUCCAAUAGGAGCAUUAAUUUCAAUGAUUUCGUAUUCACUAGUGCUGGCCAUAUACUGCCCGUACGACGUUGA